Molecule: messenger RNA, 978 nt
Organism: Clonostachys rhizophaga
Lineage: Eukaryota; Fungi; Ascomycota; Sordariomycetes; Hypocreales; Bionectriaceae
Source: the annotation of a GenBank genome assembly
AUGGAAUCCGGUACUCCAACGCAGUCGCUCUCAACACUACCAGGAAAUGGCCUUCCCGGACUCCCAACAGAGCUUCUUUACAUGAUUCGUCUUUCGCUACCGAUAGCGUCUCGUAUUGCUCUCGCUUUAACCUGCAAGAAGAUUCGCGACAAUUUCGGGAUUGAACAACUAAAGGGGAAGAAUGCAACUAAGCUCUUACUACUUCUCGAAAAGGAUAGCCCAACUAAAUUCGUCUGCUUUGGCUGCAGCAAGCUCCGGCCACUGUUCAGACAUCCAACACGGGGUUGGGUCGAUAAGGGCCAUAAACUAUGCGGGGAUCACCAGAAAAGGACCCUCACCGUCUUACAUGAAACUUCCGAGGACCAGACCUGGGUUCAUAUUCGCAGAGUCACAAAAUACACAAUCCGGUUCAAUCUUCAUGUCUGGAAGCCCCUUAGGACCGGCCCCAAAAUCUCAUUUUCAGAGGCUCACUUGGUCAUGAACCGGCACCGAUAUGGGCCAAGAUAUGGAAUAUCGCUUGAUUUUCUGAAACAAGACUUUAACAUGGAGACUUUCAUCAGAUGUUGGAACCAUGACCAUUUCUCUUUGUGCAAGGAUCCACCCAAGGGACGGUACGGACUGCGACCAGAGGAACAAGGAAAUGUCAACCACCCCACGCCAGCAGGCCCUGGAAAUGGACAAGGACUUUGGAGCUUCGGCUUCAAAUAUAGCGCUAUGAUCGUUGAUGAUGAACUACAUGUGGUUCGUCUUCAUCGAAGAGAUGAAGAUGCGUGGACGCUGGAGCUAGUAACAUACCAUCGACUUGGGCAAUGCGAGACGCCAGAUGAUCCCAUCUGGCAGUGCCUAGCCAGUCCUUUAAAGCAAAUCAGUAUCGGCCGUGAGAGGGUCGAUCCAAGCUUUGGGCCAGGCCGUACGCGAGAGAAAUGGUAUGAGGCUCUCACGGGUACGACUAACACCCGAGGCGGUGGUCUGUUCUAG